AUGAAUUCCUGGGUCACCCUCACAGCCUCACUGGUGGUCCUUCUCUCCAUCGCCUCACUUCCUCUGCUCAAGAAUCACUAUUUUCUGAAUUGGAGACCAUGGUGGUCGUCAAAUUCAGUAGUAGCAGAUUUGUUGGUGACUAAUGGGACUAUAUACACGAGCGAUGACUCUCUUCCCUUCGCUGAUUCCAUGGCCAUUCUCAAUGGUCGAGUUCUUCGGGUUGGAAACUAUUCCUCCCUCAAGGAUUUGGCUGGAUAUGGGACUGAAGAAUUGAAUCUUGAAGGAAAAGUUGUGGUUCCCGGAUUUAUUGAUUCCCAUGUGCACUUGCUUUCUGGAGGACUUCAGAUGGCGCAGGUGGAACUCCGAGGUAUGAAUAGAAAAGAUGAGUUUGUCAUAAAGGUCAAAGAAGCAGUAGCAAGUAAGCUUUCUUGUUGAUGCAUGCAUCAUUAUUUUCAAUGCCUCUUCUGGACCCGCGUGUGUUUCAGAGUGAAUCUUAUCUUGGAAUUCUAUACUAUAGAGGAAGCAUACUUUUGUUAAACAUUAACUAGUUGGCUUUACCUAGUGAUUUCAUAAACAUUCCUUAUUGCUUUUAUCAGCCCUUGAUUGCCUUGAUGGAAAGAAGUUUAAUUUAGAGCUAAAUAAUGUUUCUUGAUUGACAAAAGUUUAAAAGGUAAAUAUGCGAAAGAGGGAGCUACAGGGUUUAAAGAACCUGCCAAUAUCAUUAUGCAACAUCUUUUACUUGGUAAUGACGGGCUUUAGCUGUUUCUGUAUCCCUUCUUCCAUCAUCGUUCUGUAACUGUUAACCGUUACAGCCUGUUCUGAUAUUCUUUUUUGCUUUCGAUAAAUAUCUGCUCCGAUAUUCUACCGGGCAUCUUUCACAUACAGCACUUUCAGACAUAACUUCUUUUCUUUAGUUUUUAACGAAAGAAAAAAAAUUAUAAUUUCUCUUAAUUAAGAAACUCUAUUUCCCAAUUAGAUCUACAUUUUCUAGUGAUCAAAUGGCAAGGUCUAAGCUCAAGCCUUAAAUUGAAGAGCUCGGGACUGGCAAAGUUAGAAAUUUUAAGGUGGGGCACACAAUUAUACAAUUGCACCAGGAUGGUAGAGUGACCGUAUCUUUCUAAACUCAUGAUUGCUCCAUAGUAGUUGUUAUGCUAACCUUGAAUGUAGGUAAAUGUUGUCAUAAGUAGAAUACUAAACUAGCAUCUACUUGUAAACAAAUACAAAAGUCAAUACCAGUAGCAAAGUAUGUCCUUAGGUAUCAUAAAAUUCACUUAGUGCCAUAAGACUUCCACAACAUUUCAUCAAGAAAUGUUUUUUAGGGUUGUCUAGUGAAGAAUUAGAGAAACUGAAUGUUUCAUAGAUACCUCGUA
This is a messenger RNA of Ilex paraguariensis (yerba mate), 1370 nucleotides long. The record is from the annotation of a GenBank genome assembly. Lineage: Eukaryota; Viridiplantae; Streptophyta; Magnoliopsida; Aquifoliales; Aquifoliaceae.